Molecule: messenger RNA, 3102 nt
Organism: Capronia epimyces CBS 606.96
Lineage: Eukaryota; Fungi; Ascomycota; Eurotiomycetes; Chaetothyriales; Herpotrichiellaceae
Exons: 2
Coding region: 1-3102 (1033 amino acids)
Biological process (GO): nucleolar large rRNA transcription by RNA polymerase I
Cellular component (GO): RNA polymerase I core factor complex
Molecular function (GO): RNA polymerase I general transcription initiation factor binding; RNA polymerase I transcription regulatory region sequence-specific DNA binding
Source: RefSeq, a predicted model, not a curated record
AUGGCUGAUGUCGAACGGGCAAAGCGUAUACAACACGCUCAUGAAUCAAAUGCCCUAAGCUACGGCCAUUUUGGCACCGCCACCUACGAUGAUCAACUCCACAGCUGGACGUUUCUACGUCAAACUCAAAUCCAAUCCGAGCUUCCUCUGGAAGAUGGGAAUGGGACCGGCCCUGAGUCCAUUCACGAUCCUACCGUUGAGCCGGCGCAUUCCAAUCUGUAUUCUGGCUCUGCAUUUUCCCUUAUCCAGGAGCGACUAUGGGCGGGUGAGCCUGGUCGUUCGAAAGGGCCCGAGGAUGAGUUACGCGUGAGUGAUGCAAUCGAGGAUCAUGCGGCCGGUAUUGGCGGCAAAAUCAUAUCACCAAGGAAGCCAUCCCAUGCUGGGAAGAACACCUUUCUCAAACAAAUCCCUGACGCUGCGCUCGCGGUCUUCCAUUUGCCCACGACGGAUCCCCCCUAUGCUGCGCUGUCUGUAAACAACGGCAACAUUCUGGCUUUUGGCAACGCUAGACUGGCUUCUGAGCAUGGUGCACGGAACAGCCCCCUUCGAUCUAUUGUGGCCUUUGCUGCAGGCCCUGGCGGGGCGAUACUUCGCCUGCUUGGUUUGGAUGCGAGUGAUGUUCCCGUCCGCGACAGUUCCGGAUUGGAGCAGGUCUAUAGUGUUCCCGCCAUUGGACAUCAAGCGCAAGGCUAUUGGGCCAACUCGGCAGAGCCUGUACUACAUGUAUCUUCUUCGGCACACCAACACCGGGCGCAGUUCCUCGUCGUUAAAUCAAGCGGCACCAGCAUUUUACGCCCGCUCAUGGUCGACAACGUGCGUUCAGACACUAGCACAUCAGACAACUCCCGGAAUGGGUCGCACAGUGCUGGGUCGCUACUCCAACCGACCCCGGUGGUGACCGUUCCUACUUCCAGAACCGGAGGCAACCCUCAUGCGCACGCGGCCUUGAACCCUCAAGAUCAGAACUCUUUGGCAGUGGUAGACACCCAUGGAUUAUGGAGCAUUUGGAAACUCAAGGGGACAAGAGCUAGGUCUGCCCGCGUACUCUUUCGGGUGCAACUAGCAUGUUCUAAUGACCUGGCGAAUUCUACGGGCAUGUCUCCUUCCACCAAUGGUCGGCUACACUACGACGGCUGGCAUAGAAUUUGCUGGCUCAAGGGCGAACAAGGCUACAUCGACCGUAUUCUGGUGUGCAACCGACGAUCUGCCGCCGUGUUUGAACGCACAGGUGCUUUGGUCGGCUCAGUGGACAUGCGAUUGGGCCCUUCAUCAGAGGGGAAUGAAAUCCUGGACGUGCAGAACAGCGAUCGGCAAACGGGUCACGUUCUGGUGUUGACUACUUCACGCUUACUGAUCUUUACCUCAUCCGAGGCUAGUUGGAAAGACCAAUCGGGAACUGAGCCAUUGGCUCUUGUUUGUUCGUGGAAUCAUUUCCGAGCACGGGAUGAUUCGUCCUUGCGCAUGAGUUUGUGCGAGUUUCCACGAACGACCUGCGUGCUGGUUUAUUCACGGGCGAGCUAUCUCACCGUCGUAUAUCAGUUCGGACCCGACCGGUCAAACCGGAAUACCGUCUCGUUGCGAGAUCCUUCGAUCUUCGAGAUACCACGGCAGCUUCAAGCACGGAUGAAGGACGUUAACGAGAUUGUUCUCUGUCCCGUCAAGCCCGUUGCCGCCGGCUAUGCACCUACUCAGACUGAUGACGGCUUUCUCAAGCUAGCUGCGUGUUUGACGGAUGGCACCAUCAUCGAAGCGGUGUAUAAGCAUAGAAUGGGAAAGCAAUGGGAGACCUCCGAGGAUGGUCUCAAGCAGACCUUCAGCUUGUCUCUCCCUGAAACCACUGGGAACCGGGUACAAAGUGCCAAAUAUGUCGACGAGGAUGAACUGGAUGAACUGGAUGAUUUUGUUGUGCAUGAUGAAGUUCGCGAACAGCGAAUUACGCAGGAUGGUGGCGCUCUCUCGCAGAGCGACACAGACUCGCCUCUUGACUCGCGCCUUCGAAAUUGGGAGCGCCUGCUCGAGUAUGAAACCUUAUCAGACAGAGCUCAUGCUUCUUACCAUCUUGAGGAUGUACUCUUCGAAGCUGCCCAACGAAUUCAUGCCAUGAGCUUGGAGAACAAGAUUGACCGCAUGUACUUGCUAUCAGAUAUUCUUGGAGCGUAUCAAGUUGCAGACGUGGAGCAGGACUCGGAACUCCUCAAGUCAUGGCUCGAUGAGUUGAGAAACAGUGAAGGCGUCUCGGUUGAGUCGACUACUCCUCAUCUUGGUCUUCUCCCUGGCGCUUCCCAAGACAACUUCCUUGGACUCUAUGACGAGUUGAUUGCAUCUUAUAUGGAGUCAUUCCUAGAAAGAGUCACAGAUCGAAACCGGGUCAACCGGGAGAGACUGGUUCGACAGGCUGCCGCCGAUGCACACAUGAGUAAUGUGGGCUUGAGAAUUGGCAAAUCUGAGCCGGCGAAACCCAAAGCAACCAUCGCAGGGGAGGAGGUAUCGUCGCCGCCCCCGGAGUCGGACCAGGAAGGAGCCUGGUCCUCUCAAGUGUCUGGAUCUCAAAGUCCUCUGGUACAAGAAGAGCCGGCAGUAGCUCGACUGCGAAGAUAUGCGGAGUUUCAAGAGGUGGUACCUUCUUUACAGCUUUCUGAGGAUCCGAAUAUAUCAAGCAUACUAGCACACCUACCGGACUCGAUAGACGAAGAUCCUGCCGAAUACUCGUACCGCCAGGUAACACAACGAUGGAAGCUUGCGCAGGAAGAGAUGGCAACGCAGUCGCUAGACCCGCGAGAGAGACGCAAGGCGGCCAGGCACGCCGCUCGUCUACAGAAAAAGCUGGACAGGACGAUCAAGAUGAGUCAGAAUGCCUUCAUGCAACAAACGGUGCUGCCGAGCAUUGCCACAGGAAGUACCAGUAUUGGGGUGACGCUGCCGGGAAGGGAAGUGCAAAGCAGUCAGAUGGCUGCACCGGAAUCGAGUCAAGCCGCCAGCCAGACCCAGGGGGGUAUCCCUGGACUGAGCAUGACCCAACCUGAAAGAGGAGCCUUUGGAAGGAGGCCUGCGAAAGCGAAGGGAAAGGGGAAGGGGAAGAGCCAGAGAACUGCCGGGUUUUGA